Molecule: messenger RNA, 2244 nt
Organism: Fusarium oxysporum Fo47
Lineage: Eukaryota; Fungi; Ascomycota; Sordariomycetes; Hypocreales; Nectriaceae
Product: Neutral/alkaline nonlysosomal ceramidase
Exons: 1
Coding region: 1-2244 (747 amino acids)
Biological process (GO): long-chain fatty acid biosynthetic process; ceramide catabolic process; sphingosine biosynthetic process
Cellular component (GO): extracellular region
Molecular function (GO): N-acylsphingosine amidohydrolase activity
Source: RefSeq, a predicted model, not a curated record
AUGUUCACCGCAACUUAUCACAAUCUUUCAUAUGUGAUCCUGUUAUACCUGAGCUUCACCACCUUCCUAUUCCAGACAGUAUCAUGCCUCGCCGUCCCUUCACCUGAAGAUGCCUCCAACGAUAACACAAAGCGAGCUGAUGACUCUGCUGAUGUCUACUUGCUCGGUAUCGGCAAGGCUGACGUGACUGGCCCUGUCGUCGAGCUCAAUCUUAUGGGAUACGCCGACCUCGGGCAGAUAGGAACGGGCUUGCGUCAGCGCCUUUACUCUCGGGCUUUCAUCGUGGGUAAUCCGGAUGAACCCAAAGAACGGUUUGUCUACUUGGUCUUGGAUACUCAGUCUGGUGAUACUGCUAUUCGCAGAGGUAUCCUUGAGGGCAUUGCUGCUUUGGGAUCGGAGUACGCAGUGUACACGUCUGAUAAUGUUGCUGUUACUGGAACGCAUUCGCACGCUGGGCCAGCAGGUUGGAAUAACUAUCUCAUGCCUCAGAUCUCUGCUCUGGGAUUCAAUCAACAGGCAUACCAGGCCAUCGUUGACGGUGCUGUCCUUUCUGUCAAGCGGGCGCAUGAAAGUCUUGCCAAGGGUCGUCUAAGCGUAGGCAAGAUUCGCGUCGAAGACGUCAACAUCAAUCGAAGCCUUUAUGCAUACCAAGCUAACCCAAAGUCUGAGCGGGACAAGUACCAGGAUGAGGUUGACAAGGAGCUGACCAUGCUUAAAUUCACUCGCGACUCAGACAACAAAGUCACUGGAGUGUUAACAUGGUUCUCGGUUCACGGUACAAGUCUUUACAUGAACAACACUCUUGUUGCUGGCGAUAACAAGGGUGUGAGUGCCUACCUUCUGGAGCAAGCUAUUCGUGGAACCAACGGAGCGACUGAUGAUUUCGUGGCCGGCUUUUCACAAGCUGCCGUCGCUGAUACCACGCCAAAUGUCGAAGGGGCCUGGUGUGAGGAUGGUUCAGGAAAGCAGUGCGACUUCAAGGAUGCGACUUGUGGUGGCAAGAUAGAGACUUGUCACGGAAGAGGACCUUUCUGGGGUUUGAAUGACGGAGGCACCAAGUCAUGCUGGGAAAUUGGUCGUAGGGUCUUCAAGCAGGCUGAUAAGUUGUACAAUCAGAUGCAAGGUGGUGAUGGUGUUGCGGUCACGGGAAAGAGUGUUCUUGGAUAUCACUCAUUCCAGGACUUUUCCGACUUCACCUUUCAGCUACCCAAUGGCACAUCAGCAAAGACAUGUGCAGCAGCCUUCGGAUACUCUUUCGCCGCUGGAACUACCGACGGUCCUGGGUACUUCGACUUCAAGCAGGGUGAUUCCGGUGAACCCGAUGCCAGUCCCUUCUGGGCUCUUGUAUCAAAGUUCUUGCGCGACCCUACCAAGGAGCAAGUUGAAUGUCAGUCACCCAAGCCGAUUCUUAUUGACGCUGGCGAGAUCACACUGCCUUAUGCUUGGGCUCCCAACAUUGUGGAUAUCCAGAUGCUUCGUGUCGGUAAUUUCUUCAUUAUCGUUUCAGCACCUGAGCUGACGACUAUGUCUUCACGACGUUGGCGCAAUAGUAUCAGUGAUGAGAUCAAGGAUAGAGGUGGCGUUGGAAGUGACCCUAUUGUUGUAGCUGGUGGACCUGGCAAUACAUACGCUCAUUAUUGUACGACACCUGAAGAGUAUGAUGUGCAGCGCUACGAAGGUGGCUCAACAGUCCAUGGCAGACAUAGUCUGGACGCUUACAUCAACCUGACAUCAACCUAUCUCGGAUACCUCCUCCAGGAAAAGGGCGCGUCGAAGCCGCCUGCUGGUCCAGCUGCGCCUGAUAAUCGGAAGAAUUCCAUUUCUCUCACCACAGGCGUUGUUUACGACAACCCCAAGAUCGGCACUAAGUUUGGCGACGUUAUCAAAGACGUGAGUAAGUCAAAGUUUGCAGUUGGCGAUACUAUCAGCGCUACGUUUGUGGGAGCCAAUCCACGUAACAAUCUUCACCUCGAGGAUACUUAUGCGGCAGUUGAGAAGAAGGACGGAUCUAAGUGGGUUCAAGUUCGGACUGACGAAGAUUGGGAUCUUGUUUUUGAGUGGAAGAGACUUGAUGGUUUGCUUGGAUCGAGUGAGGUUGCUAUCACUUGGGAGACUGGAUGGCAGGAUGCGAAGGAUAUUGGUUCUGGGACGUACAGAUUGAGCUAUUAUGGAGAUAGCAAGGCUCCCAUCACGGGUAAGAUUAAUACCUUUACGGGUAGGAGUAGUGAGUUCACUAUUUCUUAG